AGAUAGCUAGCUUGCUCUUAAAAGUGUAAAGCUUUAUUCAUUUGUCCUGAUGUGGAAGAAGGGAAGCUGCUAGAGAGAUCGUGUCUCUCUUCUGCAGGGGCAGAAUAACUGUUGGAAAAGUACAUCAGCAACGUGUAGGUGUAACAGAGACGCACGAACAUGAUGAACUCUAUGACCUUUGAAGAACAAACAAAGAAAAUUGUGGAAGUAUUAUUUAACGACUUAAUCCAGGAGAAAUCUCGAACGUGUUUUCGUGGCCUACAAGCCAAGUGUGAAGUUAGGUAUCAAGGUCUGAGAGUUACCUCUGCAGGCACCUUUGACCCAGCUGCUAUUGCCAAGACACUGCAACGCCUAGGAGAUGAGUAUAAUGCAGAAGUAGAGGCAAAAGUACAAGGAAUUCUUCAAGAGGAAAACAUGCUGAAGAAAUUCAGAGAAACAAUAGAGCAGCUGAGUCGUAAUUCUGGGCUGGAGUAUGAACAAAGCUUCCUGGCUGUUGCUGUGAAACUGUUCAAGUGCCUCGCACGGAGUGCUCCUGCUGUAGUGGAACCAGACUUACUCAUACAGACAAUCAAUGGAAAUCCUGAAGUGAGAGGCUAUAUUGAAAGGCAAGGUGGUUGGGAGAACUUGGGAAACAGAGAAGGCCAGCACAAUUCCUGAUAUGUCACCUGCAAUACAUGGAGAAUUUAUGUACUUUGCUGCUUCAGCGAAAAUGGGGUUUCUACAGCAGGGUUGAGCAGAGGCUGAAAAGCAAUAAAAACAAAAAUUAAACAAACAAAAGACAACUGCA
Pogona vitticeps (central bearded dragon) is the source of this 787-nucleotide messenger RNA. RefSeq names its product BCL2 like 15 (gene BCL2L15). NCBI's taxonomy places the organism in Eukaryota, Metazoa, Chordata, Lepidosauria, Squamata, Agamidae. Gene Ontology annotation, cellular component: cytosol; nucleus. The record is from RefSeq and is a predicted model, not a curated record. Gene Ontology annotation, biological process: regulation of apoptotic process.